Messenger RNA from Maudiozyma barnettii, 3912 nucleotides. It is a transcript of the gene SEC31, whose product is annotated as Sec31p. Gene Ontology annotation, cellular component: COPII vesicle coat; endoplasmic reticulum exit site; Arp2/3 protein complex. The record is from RefSeq and is a predicted model, not a curated record. Gene Ontology annotation, biological process: endoplasmic reticulum to Golgi vesicle-mediated transport; intracellular protein transport; Arp2/3 complex-mediated actin nucleation. NCBI's taxonomy places the organism in Eukaryota, Fungi, Ascomycota, Saccharomycetes, Saccharomycetales, Saccharomycetaceae. The transcript has a single exon. The coding region runs from base 1 to 3912 and encodes 1303 amino acids. Gene Ontology annotation, molecular function: structural molecule activity; protein binding.
AUGGUAAAAUUAGCUGAAUACAAUCGUACAGCGACGUUUGCUUGGUCUCAUGAUAAGAUUCCGUAUUUAGCUUCAGGUACCGCCUCAGGUACAAUGGAUGCAGACUUCUCUAAUGAUAGUAUCCUUGAAUUGUGGUCUUUAUUAUCAACUUCCUCUGAUAAACCUGUAUGUUCCAUUAAGACGGAUGCUAAAUUUAAUGAUUUAGAUUGGUCCUUUGAUAAUAAAUUUAUUGCAGGUGCUUUAGAUAAUGGUGCCAUUGAAUUGUUCUCAAUGAAUGACUCUAAAACUACCGUUUCUUCAGUAACAAAAUUAUUGAAACAUACUUCUCCAGUAAAUACUUUAAGAUUUAAUCCAAAACAAACUAAUUUAUUAUUAUCUGCAGGUAGUAACAAUAAUGAAUUAUACAUUUGGGAUGUUAAUCAAUGUUCUACUCCAUCAACUGCUUCUUCAUAUACUCCAACAUCUCCGGGGACUGCUAUGUCUUCCAUGGAUGAGAUUAAAUCGGUUGCAUGGAAUAGAAAUAAUACUAGAGUCUUCGCUACUGCUGGUGCGAACAAUCCUUAUGCUUCGAUUUGGGAUUUAAAAGUUCAAAAGGAAGUAUUACAUUUGAAUUAUACUUCGGAAACUACAGGUUCAAAACCAUUAUUAUCCGUUGUGGAAUGGCAUCCUGUAAGUUCUACUACUAUUGCUACAGCUUCAGGAAGUGAUACAGACCCUGUUAUCGUCACUUGGGAUUUAAGAAACGCCAAUCAACCAUUGAAAGUAAUGAAUACUGGAUUAGGCAAAGGAAUCUUGUCCUUGGAUUGGUGUGCUCAGGAUUCUGGUUUGAUGCUUUCAAGCGGUCGUGAUAAUACUGCACAAUUAUGGAACCCUGAAGAAGGUAAAUUGUUAUCGCAAUUCCCAACUAGAACUAAUUGGUGUUUUAAGACUAAAUUUGCACCUGCUGUUCCAGAUAUCUUUGCCUCGGCUUCAUUUGAUGCAAAGAUUCAAGUUCAAACUUUACAAAACUUGGAAAAUACUUUUGAUAAAGAAGAAACUCAACAAAAGAUCAAAGAAUCUGAAUCUGAAUUCUGGAACAACGUCUCAAAUGAAGAACCAAGUCAAAACCAGAAACCAACAGUGUUGGAAUUACAAACACCUAAAUGGUACGAGCAUCAAUCUCCUGCAGCUAACUGGGCAUUCGGGGGUAAACUUGUUCAAAUUUUACCUGACGGGAAAGGUGUCUCGAUUUCUAAACCAACCAUUCAAGGUUUGGAGCCUAAUGAGGUGUUGAAUGAUGCAUUGAAGACUAAGGAUUUCGUUCCUUUGAUUAAUGUAAGAUUGGUGAAGACUGUCAAUAAGACUAAUGAAGAAGAUUGGACUCUAUUGGAAAAAUUAUCAAUGGAUGGUAAAGAAGAAUUCUUAAAGGAUGCUUUUUCAUUCGAUGACAACAACGAAGUUGAAGCCUCUGGAGAGAAAAACAAUGAUGAAGAUGAAAAGUUUUUCAAUAAAUUGGAAACUGAUUUCACGCCAUCUGGUCAAUUCAAAUUGAAAGAAGGUAAAGAAUCUAACAUUUCCAAGGAUUUGAUUAAAGGUAAUUUAGAUAGCGCUAUCACCAAGUGUUUGGAUGACGACAUGCUACUAGAGGCUCUAGUGAUCGCUUUGGACUCUACAGAUGCUACAAUGAAAGAGAUUGUGAAAAAUACAUAUUUCACUAAAUAUGCAAACAAAUCUUCUUUGUCCAGAGUUAUGUACUCCACUCAAAGGAAAGAUAUCGAGGAUAUGAUCAACAAUUUGGAUAUCCAACAAUGGAGAUACACUGUCAAGGCUAUAUACAAUUACUUCAAGACUGAAGAAUCUAAGAGAAACGAACUAUUAGUUAAACUUGGUGAUAAAUUGGUCGAAAAGAAUAUGAGACAAGAUGCUCUGAUCAUUUUCUUUGCUGCUAACUCUCUAGAUAAAGUAUCCUCAAUUUGGUUGAAAGAAUUUAAAUCAAUGGAAGAUAGUUUGAAAGAACAAAACAAGACUGUUUACGAAGCUCAUUCUGAAUGUUUAACUGAAUUCAUUGAAAAAUUCACCGUUUUGUCAAGUUUCCUAGGUGGUAACUUGGAUAUUAACAGUGAAGAAUUAAUCUCUAAAUUCAUGGAAUUUGUUAACUUGACUUCUGCCAGUGGUAAUUUCGAUUUGGCUGCUGCUUUCCUAGAAAAUCUACCAGGUGAUAAUCAAGAAGUUAAUGCUGAAAAGCAACGUGUUCAAAUCGCAUCUGGUAAACAGACUAGAACCGUCACCAGUAGAACUCAGCAAUCCAAGGGUAGAACCACUGCGUAUACCAACCCACAAGUUACUAACCAAGUUCCUCAACAAGCUGCUAGAUAUGGUAUUCAACCACAACAACAACAACAACAACAACAGAUGCCUCAAACUACCCCUGUUCCACAACAGACUAAUUAUGGUGUCCAAUCACAAAUGCCAACAAAUGUUGCUUAUGGUCAAGCCACAAUGAAUCAAGCCAUUCCAACUGGUAGAUAUGCUCCGGUUACUCCAGCUACUGUUGCCGGCGGUAAUAAUCAAAUGGCUCAAGCACCACAGUCAUCUUUCCUACAACCACAAAAUCCUUAUGCACCAUCAGCAACAGCAACAGGUGCCCAUAAUCAAUACACUCCUCAACAGCCUGAACUUGCUCCACCACCUCAAACCAUGAAUGGUGUGAGAUCUGGUCAAACUCCACAUUUAAACAGAAAGGCUAAUGAUGGCUGGAACGAUUUACCAUUGAAGGUAGAAAAGGACAAGGCUCGUGCUAAGGCUGUCUCUAUAGCCCCACCACCUAUGAUGCAAGGCUCCCACAACUCAUCACCACAUACUACUAAUAAUGGUAUGCCACCUCCACCACUUUCAAGAGUAACAUCUUCUGCUUCUGUAGGUGCACCUCCAUCAAUGGGUAGAAACUCAAGAAAGCCAUCACAAGUUGCUCUAAGUAACACCGAUAGCUCAACUCCUCCUCCACCUUUGCCAAAGAUUCCAUCAAAUCCAUAUGCACCAAAGGUUACUGAGAAUGCCCCUCCUGUGAACAUUGCACCACCAAUGAUGGGUCAACCUCCUCAAAGUAACUUCCAACCAAAGGCUAAUCCAUAUGCCCCACCUGCAAACUCUGCACCUGCAUCAAAUAUAGGUGUAUAUGGUCCAUCUCAGACCUCUACUCCACACAUGGGUUUUGUGCAACCACCUCAAAGUAAUAUUAAUGCUGCUGGAGUUCCACCACAAAAUGCAUACAGCCCACAACAGAACCCAUAUGCACCACCACAAAAUGCUAAUCUUCAGCAGCAGCAGCAACCAAUGUCAUCGUUUGUUGCACCUCCUCCAAUGAAUAGAGGUAUGGAUUCUUCUGUUUCACACACACCAAUGCAACAACCAGUUGGUCCUCCUCCAAUGAAUCCAAGAAAGAAGAACCACGACAAUGGUACAGUUGAAAAUGCAAGUAACUUGUUGAACUCUAUUGCAAAUAGUGCACCAUCUAUUGCUGGUGCUCCAGCCGCUAAUGCUCCAGUUCCAUCUGCUCCUCCUAUUUCUCAAGCUGCCGCCCCUGUUGCAGCUUCUGAACCUGCAGUUAUGCCAGAAGAAUACAAAUCUAUCGUUGAAUUUCUGCAAGCAGAACUAAAACGUGUUACUCCAUUGAUACCACAAACCUAUACCAAGCAAUUGAAGGACUGUGACAAGAGAUUAAACAUUCUGUUUGGUCAUUUACAAAAGGGUGAUUUAUUAACUGCGCCAACUAUUGAAAAAUUGAAGGAGUUAAUUGAAUUCUUGAAGGUUAAAAACUAUGAGGAAGCCAAAAAGGUUCAUGUUGAUAUUGCCACUAAUCAUGCUCACGAAGGUGGUAACUGGUUAACAGGUGUAAAGAGAUUAAUCGGUAUUGCUGAAGCUACAUCUUCAUAA